Molecule: messenger RNA, 1512 nt
Organism: Serinus canaria (Common canary)
Lineage: Eukaryota; Metazoa; Chordata; Aves; Passeriformes; Fringillidae
Product: serine/threonine-protein kinase PAK 3-like
Exons: 11
Coding region: 37-1389 (450 amino acids)
Biological process (GO): regulation of axonogenesis; regulation of actin cytoskeleton organization; protein phosphorylation
Cellular component (GO): cytoplasm
Molecular function (GO): ATP binding; protein serine/threonine kinase activity
Source: RefSeq, a predicted model, not a curated record
CCAGAGAAAGAGCAGGAGCAGACUGCUUUAUCAGAGAUGCCACGCCUGUCUCAGGGAGAGCUGUUCCCAGCCCAAGAGCAGGAAGAGCAGCGCAGGCAGCAGGUGGAAGAGCCACAGGAGAAUGGCCAGAACAUCAGGGCAGAGGCACAAGCAGAGCUGCCUGAAGCUCAGAGUGACAUCAUGGCAGUGAGGAGAAAGAACAAGGAUGACAUGAGAAGAGUUCAAGAGGAGAAUCUCCAUCAGCAGAGGGGCGAUCAACAAAAGCAGGUGCAAGUGUUGACACCUCACCGGGCAGCCUGCGAAGACUUCCAGCGAAUGUCUGGCCAUGAAGGGCCCCAAGUUAAGAGUGAGGCACAGGAACAGUGCCCAGCAGAAGUGCUACAGGACCAGCACAUCAUGGGCUCUGAACCUGCUGCCGCAGCAGCAUUACCUCAAGGAAGCCCUUCUGUCAAACCUGGGAACUCGAGCUCGGGCAGUUCCUUUGUCUCUCCGAAACAGCAGACUGAGAAGAGGUACCUGGAGAUGCUGGGGAGAAUGGUGAAUAUGGAAAAUCCUGCAAUGAACUACACUGAAAAGGAACAUAUUGGCAGUGGGAGUUUUGGUCAUGUGGUUAGAGCACUUAACAAUGCCACAGGAAGAGAGGUGGCCAUAAAGAAAAUAAACCUUCAAGGACUGCAGAGGAAGCAACUAACUGUUAAUGAAAUCAUGAUCAUGAAGAGGAAUAGGAAUCCCAGUGUUGUGAAUUAUUUAGACAGCUACCUUCUGGGUGAGGAAGUCUGGCUGGUUAUGGAGUACAUGGACGGAGGCGCCCUGAGUGAUGUCAUCAGUGAGACCUUCCUGUCUGAAGAUGAGAUUGCAGCCAUCAGUCGGGAGUGCCUGCGAGGACUGGAUUUUCUUCACUCGAACCACGUGAUCCACCGAGAUGUGAAGAGCGACAACAUCCUUCUCAGAACUGACGGCUCUGUCAAGUUGGCUGAUUUUGGCCUCUCUACUCAGCUCACCCCUGAGCAGAGCAGACGGCGCACAGUAGCUGGGACUCCUUGGUGGAUGGCGCCUGAAGUGGUGACAGGUCAACCAUAUGGCCCCAAAGUGGACAUUUGGUCUUUUGGAAUUGUGGGAAUUGAAAUGGUAGAACGAGAACCUCCUUACUGCAACCAAAGUCCUGCCUCGGCUCAACGCCUGAUAGCCACAGUAGGGACCCCAAAGCUGCAACAUUCCAAGCUCCUCUCAGCUUUGCUGCUCGACUUCCUGAGCUGCUGCCUGCAGACAGACGAGGAAGAGCGCUGGUCUGCCAAGGAGCUCCUGCAGCAUCCAUUUGUGACUUCAGCCAAGCCAGCAUCCAUCCUGUCAGAAGUCAUCAACUCAGUCAAGAAAAGGAAGAAGAAUUAGGAGAUGAGAAAGUUACACUUAUGUCAAGAUGUUAUCUACGUAACCAACUUAGAGUAGCAUUGUAGAGUAGAAUUCUAGAGUAGGAUUGUUGAAGAGUUUUGUACAAUAGGAUUAUAGAUUAGG